This is a messenger RNA of Polyodon spathula (Mississippi paddlefish), 3018 nucleotides long. It is a transcript of the gene gramd1a, whose product is annotated as GRAM domain containing 1A. The transcript has 19 exons. The coding region runs from base 121 to 2160 and encodes 679 amino acids. Gene Ontology annotation, cellular component: plasma membrane; endoplasmic reticulum membrane; endoplasmic reticulum-plasma membrane contact site. Gene Ontology annotation, biological process: intracellular sterol transport. Gene Ontology annotation, molecular function: sterol transfer activity; sterol binding. NCBI's taxonomy places the organism in Eukaryota, Metazoa, Chordata, Actinopteri, Acipenseriformes, Polyodontidae. The record is from RefSeq and is a predicted model, not a curated record.
UCUUCUUUCCUGGACAGUACGGCCAGCAACUCCCCGCGCACCACCCCCACCGGCUCCCCGGCCGUGCGCAAGCGCCUGCUGGCCUCGGGCCCCUCGUCUCGCUCCUGUGAGGGGGACGGCAUGGUGGAAAAGGGAUCCGACAGCUCCUCCGAGAAGGGCCCCCCCCAGUCCCCCAACUACCCGCCCGCCGCACGCAACUUUGCACGCAAUGCCAAGAAAAUGCAAAGCUGGUACAAUGUCCUCAGCCCCACUUACAAGCAGCGGAACGAAGACUUCAGGAAGAUUUUCAAGAAGCUGCCGGAAACAGAGAGGCUCAUAGUUGAUUACUCCUGUGCGCUCCAGAAGGACAUUCUGCUGCAGGGCCGUCUCUACCUCUCGGAGAACUGGAUCUGUUUCCAUAGCAACAUCUUUCGCUGGGAAACCACGAUCACCCUCCAGCUGAAGGAUGUGAGCACUCUGACCAAGGAGAAGACAGCCAAGCUCAUUCCCAAUGCCAUCCAGAUCUGCACAGAGCAGGACAAGCACUUUUUCACCUCUUUCGGAGCGCGGGACCGGAGCUACAUGAUGAUUUUCCGGCUGUGGCAGAACGCACUCAUGGAAAAGCCGCUGUCCCCCAAGGAACUUUGGCACAUUGUUCACCAGUGCUACGGGACGGAGCUCGGACUGACCAGCGAGGACGAUGACUACGUCUGUCCCUCGGACCACAUCAACGGGAUCAUCCCUAGUGAUGAUGUCGUGUCCGAGCUGCUGGACCUCCCCAUUGACCACUCCUCUCGCAACAGCAUUGACCUCAAACUGGACGCCAGCCGGCUAGUGCGACCGAACAAGUGCUGCCUGCCCUCGGUGGAGAGCAGCGACGGGGGGCCUUCGUUCCUGGAGGACCUAGACCCCCACUCUGAAAGCCAGCCGGACGACUCGUCCGCUCAGACAAUCACCCCAUUGUCAGAGCGAGCGAAGGUGGUCCUGGGGAACCUGUCGUCGCUGGACCUCGUGAACGAUGACGACAUACCCACUGACCUGAGCGACUCCUCGGACACGCAGGACGAAGCAGGGGAAGUGGAGUCCUUGUGUGCAGAUCUGAAUGGGCGUCUGCACAUCAAUGCCGUGUACAGGAUCAGUGUGGACAGGCUGUAUGAGCUGAUCUUCACAGACCCUCUCUUCCUGCAGGAUCUCUUCGAGCAGCGCAGAUUCACCGAUCUGUCGCUGAACGAGUGGCAGCAGGACAACAGCGGCACCUCCAGCCGCGUGCUGUCCUACACCAUCGCCAUCAACAACCCCCUGGGACCAAAAACUGCCCCGGUUGUGGAGACACAGACGUUGUAUAAGAGCAGUCAGAAGAGUGACUGCUAUGUGGUGGACUCGGAGGUGAUCACUCGCGGCAUUCCCUAUCAGGACUACUUCUACACGGUGCACCGCUACUGUCUGACAAGCGUCUCCCGCAACAAGUGUCGCCUCAGGGUGUCUUCAGAUAUCCGCUACCGGAAGCAGCCCUGGAACCUGGUGAAGGUCCUGAUUGAGAAGAACACCUGGAGCGGCAUCGAGGAGUACUUCAGGCACUUAGAACUGGAGGUGUCGAAGGUAGAGGCCCUGUUGAAAGCGGACACGGUCGGCAGCGAGAACCUCGGCAAGCUGCCAGCGCUGCGACGCAGGAAACGCAACUUGAGCCGCAAGUCCCGCCUCGGGGAGGGGCUGGCAGCAGUGGAGGCGGAUAAGGAGCGCGCCACCAGGGGGGGCCGUGGAGCAGGCUCUCCCUACAUGAAGCCUGGCGGGCGAUGUCGAGAUGGAAACGGCAUCAGUAUAAUCCUGCUCAUUAUCAGCUUCAUGAUCUGUAUAAGUCUGGUGGUGCUGGUGGCUCUCAACGUACUUCUCUUCUACAAGCUGUGGUCCCUGGAGCGGGCAGCACACACCCUGGAGACCUGGCACUCCUACGCACUUUCAGACGGCAAGCUCCCUCAGACGACCUCGGAGUGGGCUCAGAUCCUGGAGCUGCAGAAGCAGUUCCACAAGGCUGAGGUCUGCAAGUGGAAGCAGAUUCUCAAAGCCUCCGUCGAGGUGCUGGACGAGAUGAAGUUUUCUCUGGAGAAGCUGAACAAAGGGAUCUUGACAGCGGAGACCCCACUGGACUCCGAGGGGAGCGGGGAGGAGCCAGUCUCUCAGUGAUCCGACUCCACGGAGCCACAAGACUUUGGAGAAACGUGCAAUUCUGUGGGCUUUAAUAACCCCCUUCCCCCAGUGGGUUGUCGUGGAGGGCCCACAGCUUUCGGAAAUAGAUGUUAAAGCCCAGAGAUCAACUUCUGUAGUGCCAGAAGUAAAGGAUGGGGGGGGCGGGGACGGACUGAGGAGUUAUUUCAUGGAGUAGAUCCCAUCGAUUUUUUUUUUUUUAUAAAACCACAAAUGGUAUCUGAUUUGAAAAAUAUAUAUACAAAAGAGAAUGCUGUAGAUUUUGUUCUAGAUUUCACAUUCUCUGAACUUUGACUGAUUUGUGAGGACCAAGACUGAAAAAAAAAAAAACACAGGAACCUUUUUUUUGUUUGUUUAUGUUUUUGUUUGUUUGUUUUUGGACUUCCUAACUUGAAUGCGAGUUUCAAGUACUGAAAACAAGAAAUGGAGCCGUUCUAGAAGAGAACCGUUUCUUUUUUAGAACCUUCCGUUCCAUCGCAGAAACAAACUCCGAACGGAAGGAUCUCGCAGAACAGGCGUGCUGCAUUUCAAAACAAAAACAAAACAAGCAAAUGCGUUUCUAGCGAGCCAGGAGAUUCAGUUACUGAACCAGCUAACAAGAUAAUUAAUCAAGACCCUGUGUCCUUUUAAAAAAGGACUUCAAUAUCCAGACGGUGUUAUGGAGUGACUUGAACUGUUGACAGUUUGUGUGUUUUGUUGUUGAUGUUGCUACUGUAUUAUUAUUAUUAUUAUUAUUAUUAUUAUUAUUAUUAGUGUUGUUUUUAAAAGGGAAAUCUACAUUAUUAUGUUUGUUGAUUUCGGCUUUUGCCUGGGUAUGAAAAGGCCUGCCCCAUGCAC